UUAUGAGAAAAGUUCCCUAUAUGAUUUUUUCCCAAGAGGACCACUCCUUCCAAGACAAUACCGCUCAUGUGUAUGAACUACCAACACGUUUCUUCAGUCUUGGUUUGCAUCAAAGCAGUUAACAUCAUGGCAUGCAUUUUUGGAGACAUCAUGAAAUAGACACUACGGGAGCAUCGGAGAUGACAACAAAACAGGACGAUUUAACUGGUGUUGAAGCCUCUCAAAAACUGGCGGAGAAUGAUCUGGCCCGAAUGGAGAAAUACAAGAGUUUGAUCAUUAAAGUUGGCAAAGCAAAGAAGAUGGAACCAGCUGUGAUCGCCGCCAUCAUAUCCAGAGAGUCCAAAGCUGGAGCUGUGCUGAAGGACGGGUGGGGUGACCAUGGCAAUGGGUUCGGCCUCAUGCAGAUUGACAAACGCUACCACACUCCAGUCGGUGCAUGGGACAGUGAGAAGCAUCUCACACAAGCAACCGCUAUACUCAUUGACAACUGUCAAGCAUUAAAAGCCAAAUUUCAUCAGUGGUCUCCAGAGCAGCAGUUUAAAGGAGGAAUAUCCGCUUACAAUGCAGGUGUAAAGAACGUCCGGUCAUAUGAGUAUAUGGACCUGGGCACCACUGGAGAUGAUUAUGGGAAUGAUGUUGUUGCCAGAGCCCAGUGGUUCAAAAGCAAGGGUUACUGUUUGUGAUUUUCAGAAUGGCAGCAUAGUUUGUCUUGUGAUUAGAGUUACUGUAGUAAUGAAAAAAAAAAUCUGACAAUAUGUCUUAAGUAGCACACAAACAUUUUUUGUAAAAGCCUACAUUGUAUGAGUCAAAAUUUGCAAUUUUUCUUUUAUGCCAAAAAUCCUUAGGAUAUUAAGUAAAGAUUUUUUUUUGUGAGUGGAUGGCCUGCCACAGUGCAUCCAAUUAACAAAGGCAAUUUUCUCAAUAAAUUGUUUUUUUUUGCAUCCUGAGAUUCACGAGUUUCAAACUGUUGUAUCUCUGAAAGAUAUUGUCCUAUCUAAUUAUAGCUUAAUUAUUCAGCUUUCGGAUUGUGAAAAUCUCAAUUUCGAAAAAUAUCCCAUAAGGCUGUUUUGUGGUACAGGUUUAAAUAUGAUGAUGAUAGGCAUUAAUCAUUUCAAUUGUUUGGUCUCCCAUCAUAAUUUGUGGUUUAUUACAAGUUUUAUUUGAAAAUGUUAUAUAUUUUUAAUAUCUUUUUCAUCUUUAUUUGGUCAAACUAUGAUUUCACUGUA
Messenger RNA from Triplophysa dalaica, 1226 nucleotides. Its product is annotated as lysozyme g-like. Gene Ontology annotation, cellular component: extracellular region. The record is from RefSeq and is a predicted model, not a curated record. Bases 132 to 683 code for a protein of 183 amino acids. Gene Ontology annotation, biological process: peptidoglycan catabolic process; defense response to Gram-positive bacterium. Gene Ontology annotation, molecular function: lysozyme activity. The transcript has 5 exons. NCBI's taxonomy places the organism in Eukaryota, Metazoa, Chordata, Actinopteri, Cypriniformes, Nemacheilidae.